Xyrauchen texanus (razorback sucker) is the source of this 6947-nucleotide messenger RNA. It is a transcript of the gene cacnb1, whose product is annotated as calcium channel, voltage-dependent, beta 1 subunit. Lineage: Eukaryota; Metazoa; Chordata; Actinopteri; Cypriniformes; Catostomidae. The coding region runs from base 175 to 2100 and encodes 641 amino acids. Gene Ontology annotation, cellular component: voltage-gated calcium channel complex. Gene Ontology annotation, biological process: regulation of voltage-gated calcium channel activity; chemical synaptic transmission; neuromuscular junction development. Gene Ontology annotation, molecular function: protein binding; high voltage-gated calcium channel activity. The record is from RefSeq and is a predicted model, not a curated record. The transcript is spliced from 14 exons.
GCCACAGAGUGCUGGAGGCGCAACAGCGUAGUAACAAGCCAUCUGUAAGGGAUAGGAAGGAGGAAAACCAUCUUUGUCUGUUUUUUUUUUUCUCUCUAAUUAUUUGACAAUGAAUAAUACAAUUCAACCAGACUACAAAUGAAACAGUAGAAACCGAAUUUAAAGUUUAAAUCAAUGGUACAGGAGGGUAUUAUGUCCAGGACGCCUUCCAGCUCAACCCAGGAAAUCCAGAUGGACAUGAUCGAACAUCACGGCUCUCACGCUCAGGGAAAGUAUGCAAAGAGGAAGAGCCGUUUUAAGCGCUCAGAUGGCAGCACCUCCUCAGACACAACCUCCAAUAGCUUCGUACGUCAGGGCUCAGCAGACUCCUACACCAGUCGUCCUUCAGACUCUGACGUAUCUCUGGAGGAGGACCCUGAGGCUCUCAGGAAAGAAGCCGAUAGUCAAGCUCUUGCCACCUUGGAGAAGGCUAAGACCAAGCCUGUAGCAUUUGCUGUGAGGACUAAUGUUGGCUAUAACCCAGGCCCUAAUGAUGAUGUGCCUGUCCAGGGCAUGGCCAUCUCCUUUGAACCCAAAGACUUCCUGCAUAUCAAAGAGAAGUAUAAUAAUGACUGGUGGAUUGGGCGUUUGGUAAAGGAGGGAUGUGAGGUGGGGUUUAUCCCAAGUCCUGUGAAGCUUGAGAGUACACGUCAGUUACAAGAACAGAGAAUAAGACAAAACCGCCUUAGCUCCAGUAAGUCUGGUGGAAGCUCUAGUCUGGAUGUUGCCACAGGUGCCCGAAGGCCCACCCCACCUGGAACAGCUGACUUGUCCCCAGGGCUUUAUGAUGAUGCUCUGGAUUCAGAUGUUGAGGAGGUGGAGCCUGCCGACACCCGUGACCAUAAGGGUGUAGGCGGAAGUGUCACCUCCCCUCAAGGCAAUCUGCCCCGCUUCCCUUUCUUUAAGAAGAUGGAACAUGUUCCUCCCUAUGAUGUGGUGCCUUCCAUGAGACCUAUUAUUCUGGUGGGACCAUCACUUAAAGGCUAUGAGGUGACAGAUAUGAUGCAGAAAGCUCUAUUUGACUUUCUAAAGCACAAGUUUGAGGGCAGAAUAUCCAUCACCCGGGUGACAGCAGACAUCUCUCUUGCCAAACGUUCCAUUCUAAACAACCCCAGCAAACACACGAUCAUCGAGCGCUCCAGCACUAGAUCCAGUCUGGCUGAAGUACAAAGCGAGAUAGAAAGAAUCUUUGAGCUGGCUCGAACACUCCAGUUAGUGGCUCUGGAUGCCGAUACAAUCAACCAUCCAUCUCAACUGGCCAAGACAUCACUAGCACCUAUCAUAGUCUACAUCAAGAUCGCCUCUCCAAAGGUGUUGCAGAGGCUGAUAAAGUCUAGGGGUAAAUCUCAGGCCAAACAUCUCAACGUCCAAAUGGUGGCAGCUGAUAAACUAGCACAAUGUCCUCCUGAGCUUUUUGACAUAAUUUUAGAUGAGAAUCAGUUGGAAGAUGCAUGUGAACAUCUGGCUGAGUACCUGGAGGCCUACUGGAAAGCCACACACCCUCCCAGCUGCAACCCACCCAACCCUCUGCUCAACCGUACCAUGGCCACAGCCGCCCUGGCUGCCUCACCCGAACCCGUCUCCAACCUGCAGGGGCCAUUCCUGGUGCAUGGAGAACAGAAGAGGGGAGGGCCUGAACGUGGCAGUCUCCAAGACUACCAGAGUGACCUGGGUGGCAAGCAGCCCCUGCGCUCUUCGCGCAGCCAGUUGCUUACAGGGGGGCGGGGUCUUUCACGGCAGGACACGUUUGAUUCAGAGACCCAGGGCAGCCGUGAUUCCGCCUACACAGAUGACAUGGAGACAGAUCCGUACGAGGAACCAGACCCAUGUCGCUACCGCCUAAAUCCCGCCCACCACGCUCCUCGCCAAGCCUCCUGGGAGGAUGAAGGGGCAGAACCUGAUCAGGAGAACCUCAAUGUGGUCCCACCACCAGUCAGUCAGCACCAGCGCGGACGAGGCAAGCUGAGGGAGCGUUACUGUCAGGAUGGAGAAGGUGGAGGAGCGACCACUGGCCGUAAUCAUAACCAGGAGGAGUGGAGCAGAGAUGUAUAUAUCCGCUAGGGCAGGUUUACUUGGAUAACAGAGGUUGUAUUACAGAAUCUUCCGAUCUUAUGUCUUCAGUUAAAGGGAUAGUUCACCCAAAAAUGAAAAUUCUGUCGUCAUUUACUCACCCUCAUGUUGUUCCUUAGUCAAAAGGCUUUUUCUUCUGUGGAACCCAAAAGGCGAUGUUAAGGGGCGGUCACAUUUACCUUUGCACAGUGAAAUUCCACAGGUGAAACUGUCAUCUCAGUGGGAAUCUUCACAAUUGUGAGUUUGGCACUGACUACUGCAAGCUAAGAAUUUCCCCUCACGGAUUUCACGUGGAGUUCAAGUCUGGUGAACUUCACUGCUUUAACAAGUUGGAUGUUGCUUGGUUUGGCAGUGACCUCUGUGUGGGCGGUGCUUCGUACACAGCUACUGAACAUUGAAUAUUCACAGGGAACAAGGAUUUAAUUUUAAAGGCAAGUUUCUUAUUAACUUAACUUUACUGGAGUUUAAAGUGCAGCAUUAAAAAAAGAGACUGCUUGGUAAUUUUGAUGCUCCAUACCCGCCCACUCCUUCUUUGCCUGCGGAAAUUCGCCCUGCAAAGGUAAAUGUGACAGCGCCAUUAGGCAGAAUUUUAGAGACAGACAGCUUCAGUCACUAUUCACUUUCAUUGUAUUGUUUUUCCAUACAAUGAAAGUUAAUGGUGACUGAGGCUAACAUUCUGCCCAACGUCUCUUUUUCUGAUCUACAGAACAAAGAAUGUCACACAAGUGACCGAAUUGUAAUUUUUGGGUGAACUAUCCCUUUCAGGCAAUGUCCACACUAAUGUUCUUGUGUAAAAAUGCAUUAAUUUAGCUAUGUUUACGCCUAGAAAAAGAAACAGCAUUUUCUUAAUUGAAAACGGAGCAUUUCAAAACAGCUCACAAUAACUGUAUAUUUUAUAAAACAAUGAUGUUUGGAAACGUAAAAGCGCUCUCAGUACGUUUUUGCAAAUUAAAAAAAGUUUCACACAUAAAAGUAUAGUACUUCAUGUGCACUCACAAUAGACUCCAGCUAUGUCAGUAGCCUGUUAAAAGCCAUUUCAUUUUACAUUGAGUGGGUCAAUGCUGCCAUGUUGACAUCACAUGAAAAACCUCAUUACUACUGCUACUGUUACUACUACUACUACUACUAAAAUAAUAAUUACAUGUUAACUUUUACAUUUUGCUUUUAGCCAAUGCUCAAACAUAGAAAUACAUGUAAACGAAACAAGCAAACCAAACAAUAUAAUAACAAACACAAUAUACUUACUACAGACAACAACAGAGGUGUGGAUCAGCAAGAGUGUGAUCCGAAGACAGUCCAAACAGAAUGAGUGAAAAUGGAAAUAUAAAAUGUCCAAAAGCUUGAGUGAUGAAUCAAACCACUACGACCUACAGCUCUCAACAUCAAGCCCCGAAACCUCAUGAGUCGUAGCAGUGCGGUCACAGUCCAGUGAAUAGAUGGAGACUAACACAGACUAAAAAAUAAACUGAAGAUAAACAAUAUUCGUUGUGAAGCAUCAGCAGUUAGUAAACAAACUUGUGUAUCUUUGAUGAUAGGUAUUAGUAUAAGGUCCAAAACCACUGGUAUUAUUGGGAGGAAAAAGAGCCAGCUAAAAUUGUACUGAGUGCACCUUUAAAAUGGAGGUGUAUGUAACUUUUUCUGUGUUAAAACAGGGCUUGACAUUAAGGAUUGUCAUGUGCUUGUCCUUCGGACAAGCAAAUUGGUCAUUCACUUGACCAGGUAAAAAAAGGACAUUUUUUCAACUGUGGUGUAAAUAUAAUUUUUUCAAAGCAAUAUUCUCAUCAAUAUUUAGUCACUUGUAUUCAAGCAAGACUUACAAUCAUGUACCAACUUACAUUAACAUUGUUUUUCUCUGCAAAUCAAAUACAAAUACAGGUCAUUAAAAGGAUAGUACCCAGAAAUUAAAAUUCUGUCACGAUUACUCAACUUCUUGUUCCAAGCCAACAGAAGAGAGAAUUUUAAAUGAAAUGCAAAGUCAGAAUGUUAGCCCCAGUCACCAUUCACUGUCAGUCAUCUUUUUUCAGUACAAUGAAUGUGAAUGGUGACUUAGAAUAACACCCUGCCUAACAUUUCCUUUUGUGGUCCAAGGAUGAAAGAAUAAAUUAUAUAUGUGUUUGUGAUACAUUAGGUGAGUAAGUUAUGCCAGUAUUAAAACUUUAGUCAAUGCUCACCAGAAUAAAGUAGACGUAGCUCUAUAAUCUGCUUCGUUGUUCAUAAACAGGAUUUUGCAUCGCUCAUAACAGCAAUUGCAUCACAAAUAUAGCCAGCUAUUUUUUCGUUAUUGACAUUUUAAUCAGGCUGCUUGUCUGGUAAGACAAGUAAAAUCCUCUUUCACUUGCCCCUUUAAAAAUACAAGCAUUAAUGUCAAGCCCUCAUUACAAUAUAUAUAUUUUUUUUCCCAGCUUAAUAUGCAGAGACAACUAGUAAACCAUUCAUAGGUACAUUUUCUUGAAAACUGUAAACAGUGUGUUUCUGUGGUGCUAUUAAAACUGCUUUUUGUUUUUAACCCAUCCCAUCAGCUCUACUGAACCAAUGGUGUGAGUUUGAUGCAAGCCUAUUCCUUUGUUUGACCAACAGCAGAUGGAAGGCAUAUUCAAAAAGCUUAUUUGAAAACAAAGUACAUUUUUGCAAUUCUGUUUGGUGGUGCUAGUGUCACCGAAAUUACAUGCUUUAAAUGGAUUUGUGUAAAUGUGACCAUAGUCAUAGUCUAAUCAGUUCUUGAAAUUUGAUGCUUUUUAGUUUUUUUUUUGCCAUUUUGGUGGAGGAAACCACCGUUUUAGUGUGGAUGAGAGGCGUAAAUGUAGCAAAAUAUAUGCUUUUUCAGAAGAAAACAUAAGUGUUGGCAUGCCUCUAUGAGAUGACAAGUAAAAGAUAGGAUUCUGAAAUUGCCAUGGUUACAAUAGAGAUAAGAUAGGAUUCUAGUUUAGAAUGUUUCUGUAAUACAGCCCCAGGAGAGGAUACAGUAGAAGACCAUAAAGAUGAGCAGGUGGUGGGUGAUUAGUUGUGUAGAAUGACACUGAAGUAGAAUCUCUAAAGUUGGAUCUGUUUACAACCCAGAGAAAAACACAAUCAUUGAAAAACACUGUAUAGCUGACACUCAUAAUAUUCACAUUACCUAUACAAAUUACUCUGCCAUUAUGUAUUUAGUUUUAUCCUGUUUUUGAAGGAGGAUAUGUAGAAAACCCUUGGUUUGUUUCAAAUUCAUCUUCAUUGUAUUUUACUUUGUAUAGUACUGCAUGAAUCCUAAUCAUUAUGAGGUUAGUAACUGUUCCUGCUGAGCAUUAAACAUGAUUCAGAAUGUAUAACCAAAAUGUUGCAAAUUUACGUAUGUGUGUAUGGUCGUUGGGUGCGUGUGUGUGUGUGUCCAUUCUCUGUUGUCUUAAACAGGUUCUUUGUGAUCCACAAAAGUCUUGGGAGCACUCCACCAUUUUAAUUUCCCAGCCUACACUACUGCAGAGCAUGUUUUUUGCAUAUUUAAUUCUAUUUAUUGAGUCUCAAAAGGUCUAUCCUCUUUUUAGCCUAUUAAAACCUUGUCUCUCUCCAGAGUGCCACCGCUGCUGUGUGCUCCUCCAGUCUGAGAGGGGCGCUGUGGUGCUCAUGUACAGACUGUAGUUUAAUAGGGCUAACAUGCAUCAACAAUGUGCACCAAUGUUAAUCCAUAUCAAUAUGCAUUUAUAAAAGGUUAAUAUGCAACUAUAAGGUAUUUGAAAAAUAGAAUAACAAAAAACUCAAAGAUUUUUCAAACUAAAUAUCAGUAUGAAACUUUAGAGACCACUUUUGAACUAGCUUUGUGUUGAGUGUAUUCGGCUCUGUCCCAUCUUCUGUGCUUGUCCAAGGGCUUUUAGCAUUGUGCCGCUAAUGUACCACUGCCUUCAGAUGCCAAAUGUUCUGCCUUAUUCGCAUGUCAGUUACAGGCAAACUAAUCACAAGUGCCGUAAUCUUUCAUCAGGCCAUGUCCACUACAACCAUGGUGGGUUGUCUUAACUCAGUGCCACACAUUCAGUCGUUGUUUUUGUGUGUCGUGAUUGUGGUCUACACUGCCAUUUAACCAAGUUUCCAAAGCGACAUGUUUGCACUACAUUGCUAGUCAUUUAAAAGAAUAGUUCCCCCAAAAGUAAAAGUGAUAUAAUUAUUUCCUCACCCUCAAGUCAUUCCAAACCUGGAGAAUUUAUUUCGUGGAACACAAAAGAGAAAUGUUGAAGACUGUUGACUGAUUUUUUUUUUAAUACAAUGGAAGUGAAAACUUUCUUUUUAACAUCUCUUUUUGUGAUCUGGAGAAAAAAAGGAAGUCAUACAGGUUUGGAACAGCAUAAAGGUUGAGAAAAUGAUGACACAAUUUUCAUUUUUGGGUGAACCAUCCCUUUAAUCAUUUAGAGUUAAAGGUAUUUAUUGCAUGAGAGUUUAAUUCACUUCACACUGAAAGUAUAUACUCACACUGACAUAACCACACACCCGCUGGGCCACAUAAUGUCUGACUGCCAAACUCUCCUGCAGCUGCUUAUUGUGUUGUUAUCUCUGUGGCCAAUUUAUAAGCCAGGACUGUGUGUGUUUGUGUGUGUGUCUGUAUGAAAGGGGAGAUAACCUGUUGUCUUUACUAUUUUAUUGUAACCAGAGCAUUGGUAAAUGUCUUUGAGCCUCUUUUUACCCUCACCUAUGUUUUAAAAGAUUAUCAUAAAGAAGUUUGCUAAAUAUACAAGUAGAUAGCUUACUAAAUAAUGUUAUUGUUGCAUUAUCGCAAUUGUUUCAAAAUAUAAGGAAAAACUUAUUCUUUGGUGCCUGAUUGUAGCUCCAUUUUACUUUUUGUUUUUAAUCUGUGGAUAAAUUAAUAUUUUAAUUAA